Molecule: messenger RNA, 1935 nt
Organism: Phycomyces blakesleeanus NRRL 1555(-)
Lineage: Eukaryota; Fungi; Mucoromycota; Mucoromycetes; Mucorales; Phycomycetaceae
Exons: 2
Coding region: 1-1935 (644 amino acids)
Molecular function (GO): protein binding
Source: RefSeq, a predicted model, not a curated record
AUGCUCCGCUGUGACCAAACUCGCUCAUCAGACAUCCGCAUAAAUAUCCGGAUCUCUUGGAUUUAUUCCUGUUCCUCUUUCUUCUCCUGGCCUGCCUCUUUGGGAUCUACUUUGAUGUCUGCGUCCAAACUUCCCUUCGAAAUCCUAAGUCAAGUUGCAGAAUAUCUCUCAUUCCGGGACUGGUGGAGUUGCAGUCUUGUUUGCAAAGCAUGGCAUGAACCAUUCAAUCAGUGUGUUUGGAGUAUAGUCGAAAUCAAUACCAAAUCCCAGCUAGAACACGCCAGCUUCGAUUCCCUUGAACCACAAAAUCCGUACAGAAAAAACAGCUUUUUUGUAAAAAACAUAUAUAUCUUUUGGGGUCUCCUUUUAAACGAUGAUCAGCUCAAUGGCAUUCAAAAGCAGUUUCCAAACGUCAAAUCGCUUGAACUUCAAGUUCCACGCUAUUUUUCAUAUGUAUUUAAUAAAAAUCUCUUUCAAUACACGAACUGGAGACCAUGGAUGUCGGUCAAAAACCUUAACAUAACCGUACCUGUUCACGACAUAACUUAUGGUGAUAUGGAGACACUUCACACGUAUUUCCCAUCGUUGGAGUAUUUGAAAAUAAGCGCCACUUUUGGGAAUUUCCAGUUAAUAGAUCCUCACAUAUUACAGUCUAUACAACCAGCUACUAGUCUGAUCAAUGUACAUCUCGAAGUUUUCGAUAUUGACAUUCAAUGGCUUGUUUACUUUGCCUACAAGUUUACUCACGUACGUACAUUAACAUGGAGCAACCAUGGGGAGUGUAAAAUGGCAAGAGUCAACUACUUUGUAGCCAAAGAUGUUAUCCAAGGUCUUCCAUACAUCUUUCCACGACUGGAGAACCUUUACAUGCUUCGAUCUGAAUAUAAAAAUUGGGCUUACUAUACUCUUCUAUUGGUUGCCUCAACCAGCGGAUCAUCUCUUCGAUGUAUACGAGACCGCCUACGUAAUGACAGCAAAGAAGAUCGGUUUCGACCAGCAUUAGGCAAUUCACUAAAGUCAUAUCCAGAUUCAGUGGUGUCUCUUACAGUCGAAAACAGCUGCUUUUACCAGAAUACGCUCAUUAUCCCAGCGGAAUUAGGACUUUGUUCAAGGCUGGCUCAUCUGUGCUUGAUUCUGCCUACUAUGUGGCUUAAGCUGGAUACCGUUCUGGAUCACUGUGAAAUGUUGAAGAUAUUGAUAGUACAUGUCAGCAAGGUGUCACUGAGGGUGCAGGAGUAUGAAUGUAUGGUUGGGCAUGAUCUUCGGCUUAUAAAGAUUGCAGCAGAGGAAGCAGAUGUGAAAGUGUUUCGAUACUUGUCGCACCGAUGUCGAAAUCUGAAAUACGUGUCGUUAUUUGGCAUAAAACUGGUUAAUGUUUUUGGACCUAUAUCUCAAGAUGUCUUAUUCGAUAUGCGUUUUAGUCAUCUGAAAUAUUUUGAGCUGAAUAAGGUCACUUUUUACAGCAAUAAGGAUAUUAUGAGCUCAGAAACUGCCAUUCAUCUGAUUCAGUCUGCUUUUGCUGGCAAUAGCCGGACACAAUUGAUAUCCGGCAGUUCCGAUCGGCUGGACUCACCAUCGCGUGUUCCUGGAUUUGAGGGCUCUCACAUUCUGCACACGUGGCAUCAGAUGUACUUUGACUGGAGUCAGACAUACCCUGUUUAUGAUGUUCGAAUUCUUACCCAAAGUGAAGCCAGUCAGGCCGAGACCUUGUUUUCACAGCCCAGUAUGGUCCAAAAUUCUGCUAAGCUGGCAGAAAAACAUGAGCGGAAUUUGACGGCAGAUGGAUCGGAGGAUGACUGGGAAAACGUACUUUUGGCUGGAUAUGUGAAGUUGAUUUUAGGAUCUGCAGAACAAUGCAACAUAAGUACAUGUACCUCUGAUGAUUUUAAAAAGUGGAAGAGGAUAUAUGAAGAUGAGCUGAGCUUAUGGGUUUGA